GCGGAGGUGGAGGCGGGGGCAGCCGGGCAGGGCGCCGCCGCCGCCGGCUUGGCGGCGCGCCGUCAGAGCCGGCCGGCGGCGGGGGGAUGUCGCAGGGCCCGCCGGGCGCCGGGCGCCUCAGCGACCUGCCCGACCACUCGCCGGCGGUGCGCGGCGCCGUCGCCGAGCUGCGGCGGCGGGCGGAGGCAGAGCCCGGCCAGCGCUGGCCGCAGCCCCUCUCCGACUUCUUCCUAGUGAGGUUCCUGCGCGCCCGAGACUUUCACCUGGACCUGGCCUGGAGGUUAUUGAAGAAUUACCAGAAGUGGAGAAUUGAAUGCCCAGAAAUAAGUGCAGAUUUACAACCAUCUUCUGUUCUUGGUCUUUUGCAUGCUGGCUAUCACGGAGUCCUGAGAUCAAGGGAUCCACAUGGAAGCAAAGUUCUGAUAUACAGAAUUGGACAGUGGGAUCCCAAGUUAUUUACGGCAUACGAUGUGUUUCGUGUAAGUCUUAUCACUUCUGAACUCAUUGUAAAGGAGAUUGAGACUCAGCGGAAUGGAGUCAAGGCUAUUUUUGAUCUCCAAGGGUGGCGAUUUGCUCAUGCAUUUCAAAUCAGUCCAGCAGUGGCCAAGAAAAUUGCUGCUGUGCUCACAGAUUCCUUUCCACUAAAAGUUCGAGGUAUCCACUUGAUUAAUGAGCCUUUAUUCUUCCACCCGGUCUUUGCUCUAAUUAAGCCUUUUCUCCCUGAAAAAAUAAAACAACGGGUCUAUAUGCACGGAUAUAACUACAUGCAGAGUCUGACCGAACACUUCCCAGUCAGCAUUCUCCCACAGGAAUAUGGUGGGGAGGAAGUCUCCAUUGAAGAGCUGGCCAAGGAAUGGACUGACUUUAUAAUGGCAUCUGCAGAUUAUCUUCAGAGCAUUUCUCUGGUUGCCCAGGAAUAACCUUACUAGAGUAGCGUAUCAAUUCUCAAACACUGGAAGUAGAAAUAAGUUUAAUCCGAAAUCUUUCAUGUAAACUUGAAAUUAUUGUAAAUCAAACUAGUGUGUCUUCACAGGGCACUGAAUAUUUUAUUGACUGCACUUUUAUACUAACUGGAGUCUAUCAGUAUGCACGUCUGAAGAGAUUAAUGAAUUCUACAUGUUUGCAAUACUGUUUGUAAUUGAUUAACUUCUAUGCCAAAAAGCUGAAUAAGUGCAUCAGAUGUCAGGAUCGAUACUGCCCCUGUUAAGUCUUUGGAGACAACUCAUCCAUAAUAACACAGUCCAGAACCUUAUGCUUAGCUGUUGUAUUUUGUCUUGUCCAGAUGAUAGGACACAAAACAGAACGUGAAUGGGGUAGACUAGUUAGUUGCGCAAGGAUAACUACAGGGCUGAUUUGAAAAGAGGCUGCUUUUGGGAUCGAUUCUCAGGGAAAAUGGCUGUUUUGUUAGUUUGUGUCAAAUUGAAAAUUAGUCAGGAAUAGUGAGACAUUUGUGUUAAUCUUUGUGCUGCUUGUGCAGCUUCCUUUAUUGUGCUAAUUAACACAGUAACUGUCCAAUUUUGUAGAGAAAGAUAGGGAAAACAUCAUGUACCUAUUCUUCAAAGGAGUCUCAGUCAGGAGGAGGAGCUGAUAAGAGGCUCAAAAUAACCUUGAAAAUUCUGAUUUUCUUUAUUAGAAGAGAUACUGUCUAUGGACAAGCUAUAAACUACUCAGACUAUGAUCAUAUUUUAUUCCUGCUGUAGAGCACUACAGAUGUCAAGAGCUCUUAGUUGUUUGCAGUAUGUAUUUGUUUUGGAGGGUGAAGUAGAUUAUCCUUUGUGGAUGAGAACUUUAGAAGUAUUUGUUGUGUGGUUUAAGGGUGCUUGUAGGUCACUUUGGACCUUGGUGUAGGAGAUGCUGGGUACCUUAAUUUUAUUUCCAGAAUAGUAAUUGGCAACUCGCCAGUCUAUAUCUUGUGUUGUGCACUGGAAGAAAUUAUUUUAAUUUGCAUUGAGCCGCCUUCUUAAUUUCUGUAGGGGUAAAAAAAAUCUGUCUAUACUUACUGAAAACAGAUUUUUUUUUUUUUAAUGGACAUGAUUCAGAUAUGAACACUGCAUGUGUGAAAGCUGUCACUCACCUUACAUAGCAGUACUAUCCUGCAAUCCCCAGUAUUCAAUAAGCUAAAACAUUAUUUUACUUUUCACUGUUUUUUGUUAAAAGCUCUGUUAGUACAUCAACUGCUAGAGCUCAUUUACCCAGUUUUUAACUCUGUUUUGUAAUAAGUCGGGGGGUCUUUGCAUAAGCAUUAUAUAUCUAAACAUUCCAUAUGAAUCUUUGUAUAACUGAAUCCCUAACAAAUACUGUGUUUCUCAGGUAGCCAGAAAUGCUAACUUCAGUUACUUUGGAAUCUUUAGGACAUUGGGACGUUAUAUUAACAUAUGCUUAGGGGAGAGAAAUGAAACUAUCCUAUUAAAUUGGAAAUGUCUUAUUUUAGAUUAUCAUUAAUGCUGCAUUAUUGCAAAAGCAAUUGGAAGCUGUUCUUCAUUAGUAAGAGGAACAUCUAUAAAGGCUCAUAGAGUAUUUGGUUGUAGUUUCUUCUGCUGUGGUAACGUCAAUGCCAGAUACAAAAUUCGUUCAAACCUGACUAGGACUUAAAAAAAUUUUUUUCCAAUUCCAUAAUUUCCUCAAGUGUAUUUUUCAUUCUUCUCUUUCAGGAUAUCUUUGAUAUGGAGCCUAAAUUUAAAGAAACAUUUUUCAGAUGCAUUUUCAUAUAUAUUUCAUAUACCUUCCUUUUUCUCAGAUUCAACUAUUUUGUGAUACAAAAGCUCUGUAAAUAGAGGAGUUCACUGAAGUGCUAAUUCUUCUUUAUAAGAGAAUAAGCUAAGUAGUCGGGCAUCUGGCAAUUCUUCAAGUGUGUAACUCAAGUUCCAUAUCAUUUACGAACUGGAGAAGUGAAGCUAUUGUCUUAAUUUUACGCUCUUUCAGUUUUAAUCCUUGAAUGUAAACUGCAUAAAGAAAUGAACUGUCUAUAUGAAACCAAUCUCUAAUCACUGCUGUUUUAUGUAGCAGAGACUUAAUUUGAUUGCAUAUGUAUAUGCACAUGGACAAAACUUAGCUGGUUUUUUUUUAAACUUCAUUUGGACCACACCAGCUCUAUGAAUAUAAAGUCCUAAAUGUCUUUAAAAAUAUCCUGCAUCUAUUAUUAAAUGGUAAUGUGUGUGCAUAACACAACAGUUAGAGCACUGAUUGCAGUUAUUUUUUCAUGAACUGUUAAUUAUUUUUUAACAUUUACAUGUUAUAUAGAAGGUAGGAACUCUAUGCAAGGGAUAGUUGCAGUUGCUACUAAUAAUGAGACAAGAUAAUUAGGAUAUUUGCAUGACGUCAAUGGAAGAGGUAUUGGUACAACGGGUGGUGGUAUGGCAGCUUUAAGCUGCAGAGUCAACAAAAGAGAAGUAAAAAUCUCUAAGUGCAUUAUUUAAGAAUACCAGGAGUGCCUGUAAAAAAAGCAAGUUCCUGUUAAAUGGUGCAAAUAAAAUUUUACUACUGACUUAUAGUCAAUGUAAAGCACAAUGUAAUGCACAAUGUUUUUAAAUUUUUUACGUAUCAGCAUCAUUAAAUUAAUAAAACUUUUCCUAGUCGAA
Phalacrocorax carbo (great cormorant) is the source of this 3578-nucleotide messenger RNA. Lineage: Eukaryota; Metazoa; Chordata; Aves; Suliformes; Phalacrocoracidae. The record is from RefSeq and is a predicted model, not a curated record.